AUGGCUGUUAAUGGACUAAAUCAAACGAUUAUUAGUAACCAAACCAGUGAAAACGUCUUUGGUCGUGAUUGGUAUGUCAAACGUUUUAUGCAUAUCUUAUAUUGCGUGCUGGCUACAACGGCUAUAAUCGGAAAUGCAUUAGUAUGCAUAGUCAUUUUAACUAUAAAGAAUGGCAAAAUGUUAAAGUCUGGUUUGAAUUUACUUAUUUUAAGCAUGGCAAUCAUGGAUACAAUGACAGGUAUAGUUAUGUUUAUUGUGCCAUCAUUUGCUAUACCAGCUUCAGAUUAUAUAUAUCCUACUGGCAAUGUUACUGGGAUGCUAUUUUGUCGCAUAAUUGCUACACAAUACAUCUUUUUCUUCUUUGGAUUUGGUUCAGUUUUUACUAUUACAGCCAUUGCUAUCGAAAGAUGGGUAGCUAUUGCUAGACCUUAUACGUAUCGAAAGAUUAUUACAUUAAAGCGAACUAAAGUAUUUCUGACAGGUUUAUGGACAAUAAAUAUCCUUAUACCGCUUGAUAUAGUAUUCCAGAUGGAUUUUAUAGGCAAUGAACAGCCUCCAUGCAAAUGGAAUAAUUUUGUUCGAGAGCGACCAGGCAUCUAUUUCUUCACAAUAUUAGAAAUGAUACGUAUGUUUAUACCGGUCAUCAUCAUCAUAGGAUGCUAUACUGAUAUUGCAAAAAGAAUCAUUUAUGCUGCACCCAGACCAAAAAUUCAUCAAUCUUUUCCACGACCCUUCGCUUCUCGAAGAUCAACAAACUCAAUUAACACUCGUCGCAAGGUUACUAUUAUGGUUGCAAUAUCAGCUCUAGGGUUUAUUACAUGUUGGCUACCCAACGAACUCUAUUAUACGCUGUACGCCUUCAACGUUGUUAAAUCUAUUAAUGUUGAUAUUACACGAACCACCAAAACAUUGAUUGUAACUAGCUCAUGUUUAAGCCCUUUAAUUUAUACGGCAGCUAAUGACGAUUAUAGGAAAGGUAUUUGGCAAUUUUUUAACUAUUGCAGAGCUACCAAGUUACCUUUACACAGUGUCCAUCAUGUUCGAAAUGUUAUUGCACCAUUAAAUGUCAGUAAGAAUGUAUCAACUCCACCUGCUUAUGAAACGGAGAAGCAAUAA
Trichoplax adhaerens is the source of this 1116-nucleotide messenger RNA. RefSeq lists its product as uncharacterized. Gene Ontology annotation, biological process: G protein-coupled receptor signaling pathway. The record is from RefSeq and is a predicted model, not a curated record. Gene Ontology annotation, molecular function: G protein-coupled receptor activity. The transcript has a single exon. Gene Ontology annotation, cellular component: membrane. NCBI's taxonomy places the organism in Eukaryota, Metazoa, Placozoa, Uniplacotomia, Trichoplacea, Trichoplacidae. The coding region runs from base 1 to 1116 and encodes 371 amino acids.